CCUUUUUUUCCGUUAGUCAAUUCCUCACGUUCAGCCAAAGUAAUAUUCAACGCCGAGUCUCAUUACCUUAUCGUCUACCUUUUCCUUUUCUAUCGACUGAACUGAAAAUCAAAAUUCUCAAAGCUCGUUUAAUACUUUCAUCCCGCUGAGAUCAUAGCUUUUCUGCUUCAUCGCGACCUGAUCACCGGGCAAGGCAACCCGACCUCGUUUUCCCUCGAUCGGGUCGCCCGGCAAUGUCGGCGACCAAACCCAAAGCUUCAGUAACGAAUCCGAAUGCGAACACAAGCCCAAAGAUCUGGCUUUUUUCGCUACUGCUCACCCUCCAGUAUGGCUUUCAGCCACUCAUCUCCAAACGCUUUGUCAGCCGAGAGGUGAUUGUAACUUCAUCUGUUUUAGCAUGUGAAUUAGUCAAGGUUAGUUGUGCUCUUAUUCUAAUAGCAAAAGAAGGUAAUCUGAAGAAACUAUUCAAGAAUUGGACUUUGGUUGGCUCGUUGACUGCCUCAGGGCUACCUGCUGCUAUAUAUGCACUCCAGAAUAGCUUGUUGCAGAUUUCAUACAAGAAUCUUGAUUCUCUCACUUUUUCAAUUUUGAACCAAACAAAGCUGUUUUUCACUGCUUUGUUUACCUUUAUAAUAUUGAGGCAGAAGCAAACAAUUCAACAAAUUGGGGCUCUUUUCUUGUUGAUUAUUGCGGCUGUCCUUCUUAGUAUUGGUGAAGGCUCCAGCAAAGCAUCUGCUAGUAAUAAUAAUAAUCCUGAUGAAAUCUUAUUCUAUGGGAUUGCUCCAGUCUUGGUAGCUUCUGUACUCUCUGGCUUGGCUUCUGCAUUGUGUCAGUGGGCCUCUCAGGUCAAGAAACACAGUUCUUACAUGAUGACCAUUGAAAUGUCCAUAAUUGGGAGUCUCUGCUUGAUAGCUAGUGCUUUCAAGUCUCCAGAUGGAGAAGCCAUCAGACUGCAUGGAUUGUUCUAUGGUUGGACUGCACUGACAAUGAUCCCUGUUACACUAAAUGCCGUUGGUGGAAUUCUUGUUGGUCUUGUGACCUCCUAUGCUGGUGGUGUACGAAAGGGAUUUGUCAUUGUCUCUGCGCUCCUUGUUACCGCUCUUCUGCAGUUCAUCUUUGAUGGCAAACCUCCUUCGAUAUACUGCCUCAUGGCACUUCCACUGGUCAUUACUAGCAUCUCUAUUUACCAAAAAUACCCAUACCGUAUUAAGAAGAAGGAAUCAUGAAGAUGCAGCAUUUUGAGUGGAAGUUUACUUGGCCAUACACCAAAACUAGUUUUGAAUUUACUGACAGAUAUAGGGAAGAGUUGCUGUAAUGCUGUAUUAUUGUUAUUGUUUACAGAAGUUGACUGCCUCAGGUUAAUAUGUUGAGAAAGGAUUGGCAUUCUUAUAGAAUGAUAGUGUUCUAAAGAAAUAUGCACACAAUUAAAUUUUACAGAGU
Ipomoea nil (Japanese morning glory) is the source of this 1440-nucleotide messenger RNA. RefSeq names its product CMP-sialic acid transporter 5-like. Bases 234 to 1226 code for a protein of 330 amino acids. Gene Ontology annotation, cellular component: Golgi membrane. Gene Ontology annotation, molecular function: pyrimidine nucleotide-sugar transmembrane transporter activity. The transcript is spliced from 7 exons. The record is from RefSeq and is a predicted model, not a curated record. Gene Ontology annotation, biological process: pyrimidine nucleotide-sugar transmembrane transport. NCBI's taxonomy places the organism in Eukaryota, Viridiplantae, Streptophyta, Magnoliopsida, Solanales, Convolvulaceae.